Molecule: messenger RNA, 1427 nt
Organism: Larimichthys crocea (large yellow croaker)
Lineage: Eukaryota; Metazoa; Chordata; Actinopteri; Sciaenidae
Gene: polr1c
Product: RNA polymerase I and III subunit C
Exons: 9
Coding region: 77-1138 (353 amino acids)
Biological process (GO): DNA-templated transcription
Cellular component (GO): RNA polymerase I complex; RNA polymerase III complex
Molecular function (GO): DNA binding; protein dimerization activity
Source: RefSeq, a predicted model, not a curated record
GCAUGGACAGUAACGCCCCGCUGAUGACGCAGUAUGACCGGAAGUGUGGGCGGAGCGCAACAGACUACUUGGCAAAAUGGCGGCGACCAUGAAGAACGUGGAUGAAAUACGGAAUCGAGUGAUCCUGGGAGAAUUCGGUGUGAAGAAUGUUCACACAUCAGAUUUCCCUGGAAACUACCCUGGCUAUGAUGAUGCCUGGGAUAUGCAUAAAUUUCAAAAGAACUUUAGAAUUGAUGUGGUGCAUCUGGAUGAGAGCAGUAUGGAGUUUGACAUGGUGGGGAUAGAUGCAGCCAUCGCCAACGCCUUCAGGAGGAUCUUAUUAGCAGAGGUGCCCACCAUGGCUAUAGAGAAGGUGUUCAUCUAUAACAACACAUCCAUCGUCCAGGAUGAAGUCCUGGCCCACAGAUUAGGCCUCAUCCCCAUCAAAGCUGACCCUCGUCUGUUUGAGUACAGAAAUACUGGUGAAGAGGCUGCAGAGGAGGAGGGUUCAGAAAUAGACACAAUUCAACUCCAGCUGAAGAUUAAAUGCAGCAGGAACCCCAGAGCCAGCAAAGACUCGUCUGACCCACGAGAGCUGUAUCUGAACCACAUGGUUUAUUCCAAAGACAUAAAGUGGGUCCCCAUUGGGAACCAGGCAGACGUGUUUGCAGACUCCAUCAUCGGGCCGGUACAUGAUGACAUCCUGAUAGCUCAGCUACGACCGGGACAGGAGCUGGACAUUAUCAUGCACUGUGUAAAAGGAAUUGGUAAGGACCAUGCUAAGUUCUCUCCGGUGGCCACAGCCAGCUACCGCCUCCUCCCAGAGAUCACCCUGAUGGAGACGGUGGAGGGUGAGAAGGCAGAACGCUUAAAACGCUGCUUCUCACGAGGUGUUAUAGAGCUGGAAGAUGUUAAUGGGAAAAAGGUUGCUAAAGUAGUAAAUAGCCGUCUGGAUACAUGCAGCAGGGAAGUCCUCCGACACGAUGACCUGAAGAAUGUGGUGAAGCUCGGAAGACUGCGAGACCAUUUCAUCUUUACCGUGGAGUCGACUGGCAUCCUCCCACCAGAAGUCCUUGUCACAGAGGCCAUCAAAGUCCUCAUGGCCAAGUGUCAGAGGUUUCUCAAUGAACUGGACUCCGACAUGAAUGAAGUGAAAUGAAAUGACUGAGCAUGCUCAGACCCCCCACAAAGGAUCUGACAUUGAAAUAGCCUAUCAGGGCUUGAAUUGACACUAUGGUGGAUUGGCUCUGUUAAAAACUCGGCUGUGCUGAUCAAACCUAUGAAUCUUCAGAUUUUGCGAAUCAGUUUUGGUCAUGGUUGGUAGACUUGCCUGUAAGUAUGUAUAUAAAGCUGUCUCUAAUGUUUUGGAUCCUAUUCUUGUUGAGGUGAGCUGAGUCCUCCUUAAAAAAACAUGCUAAGUUUAAUAAAAUCAUCACCAGUAAUAUCUA